Messenger RNA from Acanthopagrus latus (yellowfin seabream), 4275 nucleotides. Its product is annotated as cGMP-inhibited 3',5'-cyclic phosphodiesterase A-like. Gene Ontology annotation, biological process: oocyte maturation; positive regulation of oocyte development. The transcript has 14 exons. The record is from RefSeq and is a predicted model, not a curated record. Lineage: Eukaryota; Metazoa; Chordata; Actinopteri; Spariformes; Sparidae. Gene Ontology annotation, cellular component: cytosol. Gene Ontology annotation, molecular function: 3',5'-cyclic-AMP phosphodiesterase activity. The coding region runs from base 679 to 3813 and encodes 1044 amino acids.
GGUGUGAAUGAGCUGAGACUCACGGCUGGUUGGAGAGCUGGUGACAAACACUCCGGAUUUGCCCCCCUCCAAACGCCGAGCAAUAACCUGACGGACACUCACUGAAACAGCUUUUAAAAAAAAAUCCUCAGCAGUGCUGAUCCUCGAAAGUACCAAAGAAGAGGAGCCUCCGUGAUUUUAAGGAGAGACCGGGAAGGGACCAAACAAUGGACACAGGGAGCGCGUUCCAUCGCUGUAUGUUCACGAAACGGGACUGACGUUUCGCUGCGCGGACCGGGCCGCGGCGGAGCCUCAAAGCGAAGGGAAGAGAAGGGACAGCAGAAGUCAAGAGAGAGACGACGCUCAACAAAGCAGUGCAGAGCGGGACGCGUGUGUGCAGGGAAGCGGUGCCCUACAUCUGUAACAUCUGAGUAACUCUGUCACUCAGGCUCCUUUCACGCCGUGUCGGGCAGCACUUUUCUCAAACCCCCGCACCUGGAAAAACAAAGAUAAUGUGUUCAGUGGCAGCAACAUCUCCAUGCGUAAAUGGAGACGCAUCGGUGCGUAUUCGCUGUACUUUUUCAUUAUGCGUGCAAUAAAUGAUGUUUGCUUUUUGUGCCACGAACUCGUGCCUGUCCCAUGACCACGCUGCUAUAGAUGCAUUAUAGACUUCCUCAUACUUCAUAUCUGCCAUGAGUGAUGGCGAUGCCUGCGGAAUCUGACAGCGCCGGUGCGCAAAGCAGCACUCGUGAAAAAAGCUUCGGCGCACCGGAUCGCAACGGUUAUGUGAAAACAUGUGUCGUCCCACUGUGCCGUGACCGAGAUUACGAGUCGUGGGUGAGGCUAAUGUUGACGAAAAUAUGGAGUUCCCAGAGACUCCGGAGUGCGGUGUGUGCGGGGUCGCUCUCGGUUUUUCUCGCUCUGUUGGUCAAAUGUGCAGACUGGAGAGCUGGAGCCAGCAGCAGCAGCAGCAGCAGCAGCAGCGCUGACAACAGACUCUCGCAUUCACCGUCCCCACUUCACUUCGUCUCAGGCUGCGCGGCGGAGCUGUUGCAAACUUGCUGGAGUGUGCUCUCGCCAUUGUUCACCCUCGUAUGUGCCUUCUUCUGGGUCGGGGUCUACCUGAUCCGCUGCGGGGUCCUCAUCCAGACCGCCCUCUCCCUCCUGACCUUGUGCCACCUGGGCGAAGCGGCGGCGUGGUCUCUCCUGGACGGGACAGAUGAGCAGCUGUUCUCGUUCACGACAGCGGCCGCGGUCGUGCUCGUCUGCGUGGCCACCGGCGCACUCAUGGUAGCGCGGCUGAAUCAGGGCAUAUCCGUGGUACUUUUCAUCAGCAUAGUCAGGACUAUCUCACUUUUCUCGCUGCACAAGGUACGGGCCACUUGGAGACCGUACGUAGCGUACCUGGUCGGAGUGCUGGGCAUCCUGCUGGCGAGGUAUGCUGACAAGCUCCUUCCCAACCAAGGGAGACACAAGGAGGGCUGCACCCCCGUGACUGGAGCCAGGGAAGAGAUCCCUGUAUUUAAAAGGCGCAGGAGGUCCAGUUCUGUGAUAGCCUCAGACAUGGCACACAGUCAGUCCAACAGUAAGUCACAUCGCCGGACCUCUCUGCCAUGCAUCCAGAGGGACCAGAUGCUCCCCCGCUCAGACUGGGACCACAAGAGAGGCUCCCGAGGAUCACAGUCGUCAGGCACCACCGUCAUGGUGGACAUAGCGGUGAUGGGGGAGGCCCACGGGCUGAUCACAGACCUGCUGGCCGACCCGUCUCUGCCCCCCAACACCUGCACCUCCCUGCGGGCUGUCAGCAACCUGCUCACCACCCAGCUCACCUUCCAGCCGCUACACCGGCCACGCCCUGCUCCCCUGCUUAACCCCAGCGAUUCCUACACCCUCUCCGACUCAGAGGAGGGACCCGAGAAAGGAGAGAAGACGUCCAUCCACAAGCGUCUGAGGCGGAGUCUCCACCCUGGUCUUCUGAGGAGGAUCUCUUCCACGUGGACCACCACCACCUCCGCCACAGGCCUGCCCACCAUCGAGCCCGGGCCCGUCCGAAGGGACCGCAGCGCCAGCAUCAAACCGUACCAUGAAACACUCACCUGCAGCUGUGGGAGACCAUACAUCAAACUGAGCCACGGAGAGGGCUCAAUCGACAAGGGAGACAGGAUACCACGGUCAGCAGAGGACCAAGUGGUUGUGUCAUCAGACUAUGACAGCACCCACGAAGCCAACCACAGUGACAGCAGUGAUGUAGCACAUACAGAGGAGGACACGGAGGAAGGGAAAAACCCCGCCCAGAAUGUCAUCCUCCAUCCACUAAUACCUCCUGAGGACAAACCAAUUUUGGCUCCAGAGCCAUUAAUAAUGGAGGACUUGGAGCCUUUGAUGAGUCAGCUCAACAAUUGGAACUUCCCCAUCUUCCGUAUGAUGGAGAUGACCAAUGGGAAAUGUGGACGGAUCCUCAGUCAGGUCUCCUACAGGCUCUUUGAAGACACCGGCCUGUUCGAGACCUUCAAGAUCCCCGUCAAAGAAUUCAUGAACUACUUCCACGCCCUUGAGAAUGGUUACAGAGAUAUACCAUAUCACAACAGGGUCCACGCCACAGAUGUGCUACAUGCAGUCUGGUACCUCACCACGCAGGCUGUGCCCGGCCUGCCCAGCCUCAUCACUGACCACGGCUCAGCCAGUGACUCAGACUCCGACAGUGGAAUAACACACAGUCAUAUGGGCUUCCUGGUUUCAAAGACCUACACUGUGUCAGAAGAUGGAUACGGCUGCUUGUCAGGCCUCAUACCUGCUCUGGAGCUCAUGGCCCUCUAUGUGGCUGCCGCGAUGCACGACUACGACCAUCCCGGGCGGACCAACGCUUUCCUCGUGGCCACCAGCGCCCCACAGGCAGUGCUCUACAACGACCGAUCCGUUCUGGAAAACCACCACGCUGCCUCAGCCUGGAACCUCUUCAUGUCGCAUCCAGAUUACAACUUCCUCGCCAACCUGGACCAUGUGGAGUUCAAGCGCUUCCGUUUCCUGGUUAUUGAGGCCAUACUGGCCACUGAUCUGAAGAAGCACUUUGACUUCCUGGCCGAGUUCAAUGCCAAGGUGGGUGAUGAUCCGUCUACAGGUAUCGACUGGUCUAAUGAGAACGACAGGUUGCUGGUGUGCCAGAUGUGCAUUAAACUGGCUGACAUCAACGGGCCUCUGAAGUGUAAGGACCUGCAUCUGCAGUGGACAGAGGGCAUCGUCAAUGAGUUCUAUGAGCAGGGUGACGAGGAGUCCAGCCUGGGCCUUCCCAUCAGCCCCUUCAUGGACCGAGCGGCGCCACAGUUGGCCAAACUCCAGGAAUCGUUCAUUACACACAUCGUGGGACCGCUGUGCAACUCCUACGACUCAGCCGGUCUCAUACCUGGACGAUGGGUGGAGCCCAACCCAGAGGCAGACGAGCCGGAGAUCACGGAGAACGAGGAAGAGGAGGAUGAGGAGGACACUGCAGAGGAAGACACGUCCACCAGCUCAGAAGCAUCACAGAAAGCAGCUCCCAAGAGGAGGAGGAAAGCCUUUUGCCAGAUCACCCAGCACCUGAUGGAGAACCACGAGAUGUGGAAGAAGGUGAUCACAGAAGAGGCACAGAAACAGGGCCAAGGAGCCGAGUCUGUCCAUUUAAACAAUGUAGCUGAGCCAAUCCUGGCUAUUCACGAGGAGGAAGAGGAACCGGGCAGCAGAGAGGAGCUAGUAGAAGGAGAGGAUCCGGAGGAGGGAGUGGAGGAACCCGAGUGGCCCGUGUCUCCGCAGGAAGACUCUAAACCUCCGGAGGAACUAACGGAAGGGGACCCACAGUGAAAACAGCCCAUGGGAUAUAUGGAGUCAGUCAGGGCAAGGACAUGAAGAUGAUUUUUUUUCCUCUUAUCAGCUGACUCCUGUUUUUUGCCAGCACAUCACUUAGACACAACACUGUAGAUGUUUGGGAAAUGUGUGCCUAUACAGAAAAGAAAACAGAAACAGGGUGGGAAAAUUUGUGCUUUACACAUUUUAUUUGAAUAUCUGGUUUCACCAAACAUUUAACGGAGCUUUCCAUAUUGCAAUACAGGAUCAUUUGUGUACUUUGGGAUACAGACUCUUUUGCUACUGUCAAGAGAAGAGGAAGACUGGUUGCACAGACCUCAACCCAAUGCGGUAACACGGGACUGCAGAAAUUUGCUGCCAAUUUAUACAUAAUUAUUUUCUGAAUGCAAUUAUAUAUAGACAUCACAGUAACUUGUACUUGUGUUUCAAUUUUAGCACGAGUUUUUGAGGUCUCACACG